AUGAACACAACACAGAAGUCAAAUUUAAAACGAAUUCGAGACAUUCUAUUGACAGAUGAACAUGAAAUUAAUAAUAAUUUUAGUGAUAAUCAAGGUUCUGAUUCGGAUAGUGAAUAUGAUUUUGUUGCGACUGAAUCAGACGAUACAUCUAAUAGUAAACAUAUAUCAGAAGAAUCUGAUUUAUCAAAUUCUGAUACUGAACAAGAUGAUGUUGUUACAGCUAAUCAACCAGAAACAUUACAAAAGGAUGAUGUCACAUGGACUAUGCAUCCAAACUUAGAACAAAGUUGUAUAGCUGCUGCUAAUAUAAUGAAAAAAAAGCCUGGUCCUACUAUUAAAAUUCAGACAAUUCUUGAUGCUUUUAAACUUUUCUCUACAAAUGAAAUUCUUGAUCAAAUUGUUCUUCAUACAAAUCUUUAUGCUAAACGAUAUUUCGAUCAAAAAAUAAGAUCACAACAAGAUUCUAAUAGCAUAAUAUUAGAUUCACAUUGUUGGAAACCAAUUGAUCGUAUAGAAUUAGAAUCUUUUAUUGGAUUAUUAAUUCAAUCUGUUGUAAAUCGAAGUAAUCAUGAAUUAUUUUAUGAUCUAUGUAAUAUUAGUCAAAGUCGUCCAUUAUAUCGUGUCACGGUGUCUCUUCAACUUUUCAAGCAUCUUCUUCAAUUUAUUCGGUUUGAUGAUCAAGAAACUCGUGAUAAAUCUGAUCAUCUUGGUCCCAUUAGAUAUAUUGCCGCAGUCAAUAGUAUGACAAUUUGGUUAUGUCAAAAUUCUGAAUGCAACAAAGGAAGAAUAAAUACUCAUCGUAUGUUUGUAUCACAAUUUAGUAUGGCUUUGACUGAUUCACAAAAUCAACGACGUAGUCAGCAAUCUCGUGUCAAGCCAAAAGUAAAACUUGUCUUGUUACCUCUUGGCUAUCAUCUUCGAUCAGAAAGUGUUGAAGAUCUUAAAGUGAACGUCCAUUUGAAUCCACCAAAAAGAAGCUGUUAUUUGUGUCCAUCAAAACCCGGAAGAAAAGUUCGGUAA
Messenger RNA from Rotaria sordida, 1020 nucleotides. NCBI's taxonomy places the organism in Eukaryota, Metazoa, Rotifera, Eurotatoria, Philodinida, Philodinidae. The record is from the annotation of a GenBank genome assembly.